Molecule: messenger RNA, 2854 nt
Organism: Leopardus geoffroyi (Geoffroy's cat)
Lineage: Eukaryota; Metazoa; Chordata; Mammalia; Carnivora; Felidae
Gene: KCNE4
Product: potassium voltage-gated channel subfamily E regulatory subunit 4
Exons: 2
Coding region: 327-830 (167 amino acids)
Biological process (GO): negative regulation of delayed rectifier potassium channel activity; regulation of heart rate by cardiac conduction; regulation of ventricular cardiac muscle cell membrane repolarization
Cellular component (GO): membrane
Molecular function (GO): delayed rectifier potassium channel activity; potassium channel regulator activity; voltage-gated potassium channel activity involved in ventricular cardiac muscle cell action potential repolarization
Source: RefSeq, a predicted model, not a curated record
CUCUGGCUCUGGGCUGGGGGAUGACAAGCCAUCCCUGCUUCCCCGUCUCUCUCUUUCUUUGCACAGCUGUGCAGUUCAGGGAGCUGAACUGCACCGCUCCGAGUGCACUGUUCACUCUGCCACGACCAACCUCUGUUGUAAAUCUUCCUCCCCAAACACGUGACGAUGCACUUCUUGACUAUAUAUCCCGGGAGCAGAGUGUCAGAGCGCUGAACUGAGCCCCGCGCAGAGGAAGCACGCUCUUGGGCUUGGCCACUUGGCAACUCCGGACUUGGGAAGAAAUUUGCCAGCCUUCGACCCUGGCUGAGUGGUGCUUCAAUACUGAGAUGGAGCCUCUGAACAGCACGCACCCCAGCACCGCAGCCCCCAGCGGCCACCUCGUGUCCCACGUGCCGGGCAGCGGGAGCAGCAACGGCAACGAGUACUUCUACAUUCUGGUCGUCAUGUCCUUCUACGGCAUCUUCUUGAUCGGAAUCAUGCUGGGCUAUAUGAAAUCUAAGAGGCGGGAGAAGAAGUCCAGCCUGCUGCUGCUGUACAAGGAUGAGGAGAGGCUCUGGGGGGAGGCCAUGAAGCCGCUGCCCAUGGUGUCGGGCCUGAGGUCGGUGCAGGUGCCCAUGAUGCUAAACAUGCUGCAGGAGAGUGUGGCGCCCGCCCUGUCCUGUACCCUCUGCUCCAUGGAAGGCGACAGCGUGAGCUCCGAGUCCUCCACACCAGACGUGCACCUCACCAUCCAGGAGGAGGGGGCGGACGAUGAGCUGGGGGAGACCUCGGAGACGCUCCUCAACGAAAGCAGCGAAGGCUCCUCGGAGAACAUCCAUCAGAAUUCCUAGCACCCCCGGGGCCCCCCAUCAGCCGGCACUCUCAGAGAGGGGACGGACACUUUCCGUGUCUGGUUUCACUUUUGCAGUGCAUGCCGCUGCCACUUUAAAGAGACCUUGGGCAAGCCCCUGAAUGGGGGGCCAAGGCUCAGCCGGAGGGAGCAGCCAGUUGUCCACGCCGCCGCCGGGCCUGCGGUGUAGACCUGCCACGGAAAAGCCCUGAAGACGUGCAGUGUGUACGCUGACUUUGGGGCCUGGGGGCUGGGGUUCCGGGUCAGAAUUCGGCAGGUGGCCGUGCUUGCUGUUGUUUCCGCGCUGGAUGCCCUGGGUAACUAACUCCUGCGGCGUCUGCCCCCCUCCCAGGGCUGCCCAACGCCCAGGACACGCUGAGGGACUAGUUUUGAUCUGCUAAUUUGCCUAGAGCUUUGUUCUAGAUCUGAUUGGCUGUAAGUACCUCUCCUGUGUCCCUGUGGUGGGCUACAGCACUUAUUUUGGAGGUCUUUUAGGUUAGAGGGGGGGAUGUCUGAGGGAAGACUUGUUUGAUAGCAGAAAGCUGGAGAGCGAAACCUGGCUCAUUUGCAUACUGUAAGAAAAAAGAAAAAGCAACCUUUAAGCCUGAUAACCUUGGCUGGGAUUAUAAAAUGUAAUCUGCUAUUUUGACCCUUUGUCUAACCUAUGACCUUGAACUCUGACCUCAGACCAUCCGGCCUCGCAUGCUGGUGGGACAUUUUCUUGGUUGCAAGGGCUUCCCCAGAAUCUAACCUGCACUCUGAAUAGCCAUGCAGGGGACUCUUCUGGAUCUUUCCAGAAGGGGUGAUGGUGGGGUUGAACGAGGCCAAGCCAUUAGCUCUGCUGCUGCUUUUUUCCCAGCCUCGUUUUCGGAGCUGGGAGUCGACGUAACGUGGGCCUCCACCAUGUGGUGUUUCGUCUCGGCCCGGAGACCUAGAAGGGCAUAGUCAGGCGGAGGUCGCACAGAGCAGGGGUCCGGGUUCUGUUUUCUGAUUCUGAGCCCGGACGCUGAUCUGCUGUGUGGUCCUGGGCUUGUCAUCAAGAGGCUCACUGCCUUCAUGAGGCUCCUGAAUUGAGAUCCCCAGGGGGCCGGGAGGAUGUCUUUGGAUUUUAAGACUCUGUGAUAAAUCCUGUAUGGCCUGGUGUGAGGAAGCUUGGACAAAAUAUUUCCCACUCGGCCAGUCAGCCUGAGAAUGGAUCUGUUAUUUAAAGGAGCAGUUGGAGACCCAGAACGCACGUAACUGGGAAAUCCAGGGCGCAUCACCCCCCUGUUCAGGCUGUCGUUUUCCCAGGAGUGAACCAGGGAGACACAUACCACAUUGUACUCUGCAAAGUUCUCUGGGUAGCAGAAUGUUAAUACUUCAGCCGAGAGACGAGAAAUCUAAAAGCAAACGCUCAGGAAUGCUUGCUAAUGUCUCCGUGUGUUCCUGCGGUCAGUAGCUUUGUAGCAGAGCCGUUCGGCCCUUGAAGGCAAGCAGGAAGAGAAACAUACCAAAAGGUCAAAUUUAAUUCUAGUAAAAAAAAAAAAAAAAAGAAAAAAUAAAAAAAGAAAAAGAUUUUUUUUUUUUUAAAGACAUACUCUCCCUUGAUUGGAGAUAGCAAUAACCACUGUUCCCAUGGAAGAGUUAACAGUGGAGAAACUGGUUUAUCAGUUUGCCUUAACACAGUGCUAGAGGAAAUUUAUGUUUGGGGGGGGGGGCGCGGGAAGGGCCCGCCGUUCACUUUAAAAUUGCGAGUGUGGAUUUACUCCAAGGGGGCUGUUUAAGGUGAAAGAAGCCAAGUUAAGUCUGGCUCCUUGCCUGGAAUCACUUGAAUUCUGAAACUUCACUGCGACGGACUUGUGCAUGGUCACAUUUUCCAUUGCUUAAUCCUGAAGUUUGGUGCAAGUCUAUCUGCGCCUAUUAAAAAAGUGAUGUAUAUACUUCCUUCUUAUUCUAUUAAGUUGUAUAAAAUUGUCUUCUGUAUUUAACAGUUUGUAAUUUUCACACUAUUUUUUAAUUUAAAUAAAACACAUUUUCCCUACGAAA